Molecule: messenger RNA, 2797 nt
Organism: Chroicocephalus ridibundus (black-headed gull)
Lineage: Eukaryota; Metazoa; Chordata; Aves; Charadriiformes; Laridae
Gene: MDH1B
Product: malate dehydrogenase 1B
Exons: 9
Coding region: 662-2158 (498 amino acids)
Biological process (GO): oxaloacetate metabolic process; malate metabolic process; tricarboxylic acid cycle
Molecular function (GO): L-malate dehydrogenase (NAD+) activity
Source: RefSeq, a predicted model, not a curated record
CGACCGUUGGAGGGUGCCGCGCGCAUGGCCAAGCUGGUGGUGGCGGGUGAGGCGCGGCGGCGGCCGCUCGUCUCCGCGGGCUUCGAAACUUGCCGUUCUUGUCGCCUCGCUGGAGAGCGGUGUCUGUACGGCAACCUGCCUCAGCCGGUUCCGAGUCAGCCCGCUCCCCUUCUUACCCCGGCGGUGAGGCUCCUGCUGCUCUCUGCUGGGGUGUUCCGCCCUCGCGGGUGGCCUUCUCAGCCCCUUAAGCCCUGGUUGAAGAGACCGUUUCACCUCAGAAAUUAUCCUUUCUUUGCUGGCUCAUAUGCUUGUCCUGUUACUUUCUGGGAACUCCCGGGAUGCUGGUUACAUAAGACUCGGUUUUUAACUGGAACGGUUGCUUUGUGUAAUUCCCUCAUUUUGCACACACUGAUGCGUGAGUUGUGAAGCACCUUUUAAUUAUGUAUUGAGAGGAAAGAGUAACGUUUAAGUGUUAUCAAAUGUGAAAAAAAUAUUAAAACCUUUUGUCAGGGAUGUUUAUGUUAGCAGGGGCUUCGUGACAUUUGUGAAAUGGAUGGAUGGGAACACAGAUGAUCUCCUAUCACUUGGAGAGAACUCUUGGAACAGUUAGUUGGAACAAUUAAAAAGCGUUUGGCCUGUUAAGCCCUUAUCAAUCAAUGUCAUGAAAUCUUCCAUUUGUGGUGGUGUCGCUGUGUUCACAGGUAAGGCGAACUGCCCUUACUAUGCCAAAGCUGAACUGCUGGCUGACUACCUCCAGGCUAACUUGCCAGACUUCAGGGUUCACAAGAUCACUCAGCAUCCUGACAAAUGGGAGCAGUGGCUUCAUGACAUUUGUGAAACAAAUGGAUGGGAACACAGACAAUCUCCUAUAAUUUGGAGAGAACUUUUGGACCGUGGAGGGAAGGGCCUGCUUCUGGGAGGAGUUAAUGAUUUCCUGGAAUAUGCUCAGCACUAUUACGGCAUCACCUCAAUGAUGUUGAGUGAGGAAAUGUUAGACAUUGCUGAGGAAAACCUGCAGGCAUAUAUUGAAAUUGAAAAAGAGGAGGAAGAGAUUAAAAGUCUUAUCAAGCCUUUGCAGAUCUGGAUCACCAGUGCAUCAGCUCCAAUCUGUUAUCAGCUGAUCCCUCUGUUGGCAAAUGGAGAAGUGUUUGGGAUGACCACAGAUAUAAGUAUCCAUUUGCUUGACUCUGACCAGUUUAAGGAAGUUCUUUGUGGUAUUGUAAUGGAAGCUGAAGACAUGGCAUUCCCACUCCUCCACAGUAUUUCAGCGCACACUGAAAUAGAUGAGGCUUUUAUUCAAGCUGAUAUUAUCAUUGUUCUUGAUGAUGUCCUCUUAAACUGUGAAGUCCAGUCCGUUGGGAACUACAUCAGAGAAGUGAGUGACGUUUGUCAAGUGUACGCUCCCCUGAUUGAGAAGAAUGCCAAGAGUGAGGUCAGAGUAAUUUCAUCAGGAAAAACCUUCGUAAACCUUAAGGCGAUGAUGAUUAUGACAUAUGGCCCAUCCAUUAAGACUGAAAAUGUCAUUGCCAUUGCGACAUCCUGGGAAAGCGCAGCUAAAGCCACACUGGCCAGGAAGCUGAAUACGAAUGCAGCAGGAGUUAAAGAUGUGAUUGUUUGGGGCAAUAUUACUGGCUGUAACUACAUUGAUUUGUCACAUGCAAAACUUUAUGGGUAUAACUGUGCUAUUUGGGGCCCAGCUAAUUUUCCACGUCCUGUGUUGAAUAUGAUUUAUGAUAGUGAAUGGAUACAUUCAGAAUUUCUAUCUGCACAGAAUUCACUGAAUUCCCGGGUCAGUCAUUGUGUAGGAAUGUUACCUGCUCAUGCAGUAGCCACUGUACUGAGAUACUGGUAUCAUGGCUCUCCUCCUGGGGAGAUCGUUUCUGUGGGAGUAUUUACUGAAGGUCAAUUUUGUGUUCCUGAUGGAAUUGUCUUCUCUAUGCCAGUGAGGUUCCAGAAUGGUAACUGGAAAGUCAUCACAGAAUUAGAAAUUAGUGAAACAACCCAAGAAGCUCUGGGACGUUUAGCCCAUGAGCUGAUUCAGGAAAAGCUCAUUGCACUAAGGGAAAUUAAAGAAAUGCAUCCUUAUGGAGCUGAUGAAAUCACCAGUAAAAAUUAUUUGCGUGAAGAGGUGGAAACCUUGCCUACUGGCUCAUCUUAGCCAGAGAUUUCUGGAGGAGAAAAUGCUGAAAAUUCCUAUACUAAAACAUAGUUUCCAUUGCUCAAAAAAACAAACUACAAAGGCUAAACAUUGUCAUAGCUUUUACAGUAUCAUCUUCCUCAUCAAAAACCUGGAAAUCUGUAGGCAGAAAAAUAUUUCAAAAACAGUGUGAAUGUAACAUUCUUAAUCUGGAGACUAAAGCAAAAUUCCUGUUAACUUUAAUGAGUCUGAGAUUUCAUUUACAUCCAACCACUUAUUUCUUCAGGCCGAUAAACUGUUUCAAAAACAUCUUUUAAUGUCAAAAGCAUUCAUAUUAAGACAAUUUUGAGCAGGAAUGUCACAAAUAAGGUAACAGUUUUAUAACUCCAGGUUCUUGUUUCAGAUGUAAUGAAACACAGUAAGAAUGUGUAUUCUUAGGCAAAAUGGAUUUUUAACACAAAAAUUUAACUGCAUGCAUUUCGUUAGUGACAAGAUCAUUUUUCUCUCUGUGUUUUUUAUUUAUUUCCUGAGUUUCGUAGGGACUACUCAUAUGUUUUAAGUCAAACAUGCAAUUAAUUAAAUUAUUGUCUAAACAGGGUUGUUGAAGUACCAUUUUCACUUGCAUGUCUUUGGUGUCUUAAAAGAUGGAGGCUGUGUUAA